AUGACAAUCUGUAACUUUUACCAGCAAGGUCGCUGCAAGUUUGGAGGUUCGAGCACCCUGGAAAUACCAACACCACGACUAGUGGGAAUCGGUUCGGUGCUCUCGCUGCUGGAGGCUUUGGAACUUCAGGAAUAUGGCAGCUUUGGAGUUAACGCAAGUGACAUCCAACACGACUUGACAGCCGGAAAGGGACGCCCGGAAUGGAUUUUCUCGGCCUAUUCACCCCAGCGCGAUGUGCCCCGGCAAUUGUUUGGCGGUGCUCAGCGCGAACAGAGUAUGGAGGAGAUGCGUCUCCGUCACUACGAGGCAGUUGCUGCUGGAAACAUGAACCAGGCAGUCCAAGAAGCCGAAGCGUUAUGGAAUGAGUCCGCGCAGCAAAUGGAUGCUGCUUUGAACAACCUCGAUGGAGCAGUUAACUACAUCGUCAGCGGUGCCAAUGAACACCCCAAUCGUAUUGACAUCGUCGAGGGCAAGGCAGGUCCAGAGUCAAACCAAGGAUCUGCAUUUGGCCAACCGGCAACCCCUGCACAGGCAUCCAAUGCCUUUGGCCAACCCUCCCAACCCUCGACCUCAGCAUUCGGCCAGCCUGCGUUUGGCCAGGCAUCUCAACCUACUGGACAGGCAUCAGCCUUUGGUGCGCCUUCUACUCUCGGACAGUCCUCUCCAUUUGGACAAGCAUCACAAUCCUCUGCAUUCGGACAACCUUCUUCCCUAGGCGCCGGCUCUGCCUUCGGCCAACCCUCCGGGCUGGGAGCACAAUCGGGGCUCGGAAAGCCAUCCUUUGGUCAGUCGGGAUUUUCACAGUCUGGUACCUCUGGCUUUGGUGGAAGUGCAUUUGGUCAGCCUUCAGCCCCAGCACCAGCGGCACCAUUCGGCGCCCCGUCGGCCACUUCUCCCUUCACACAGGUUGGACAGAACCAAUCAACAGGAGGCUUCGGGCAGCCUUCAGGUCAACAAGCACAAGCCCCUGCACCUUUUGGCCAGCCUUCACAGCCACAGGCUUCACCCUUUGGUCAGCCGUCUGCCCCUGCCCCUGCCACAACAUUCGGCCAGCCUUCCCAACCAAAUCCGUCGCCAUUCGGCCAACCACAACCACCACAACAACAACAGCAGCAAGCAUCACCAUUUGGUUUGGCCUCAUCUGCAGCCUCAAACCCCUUUGGUGGAUCUGCUCCCGCUCAACCAAAUCCCCCACCCUUUGGCCAACCCGCAGCUCCUCAAGGCGUGCCUGUUGCACAGCCUGCUGCCGGGCCACGCGCAGCCAUCAAGAUCGAUAACACAUCCACCUUGAAUCCAUUCCCACCUCUCCAAGGUGAGACGAGACGAGACCCUACUUCCAAGAUUCUUACGAUGUGGAAAGGCCGUCCAGUACGGCCAGUCAAGCUCGAGGAUGGCACGGUUCGCCCCGCCUAUCUACACCCCCAAGACAACAAGACUCUAGUACGGGUCAUGUUUCCAGAUGGACCACCCGACGACGCUGGUCUCCGUGAUGCGUUGAGUACUCCGGAACAAAUCACGCCAGAGAUUGAAGAGAUAAUGGAUACUUCAAAGACGGAGUGA
Molecule: messenger RNA, 1560 nt
Organism: Penicillium waksmanii
Lineage: Eukaryota; Fungi; Ascomycota; Eurotiomycetes; Eurotiales; Aspergillaceae
Product: FG-nucleoporin nup42
Exons: 4
Coding region: 1-1560 (519 amino acids)
Source: RefSeq, a predicted model, not a curated record